Ceraceosorus bombacis is the source of this 851-nucleotide messenger RNA. NCBI's taxonomy places the organism in Eukaryota, Fungi, Basidiomycota, Exobasidiomycetes, Ceraceosorales, Ceraceosoraceae. The record is from the annotation of a GenBank genome assembly.
AAAUGGCGAAGCACUAGCCUUAGAAGAUCCUGUGGGCUCAGGUGUGCUCUCUUUUCUACGCGGCUUAGAUGCUUCGAUCUUGGGUCAUCUACAAAGACGACGGCCAAUCUAGAGAUGCAGCCAAGCCUUACCAGCAUCACGCUCUCCGCUCACACAUAUCCAACAAGCUCAUUCUCGUCCACAAUCAUAUGAUCUCCACUCGUAGCAAUCAUCUUGUCUCUUCAAUUGUCCAAAACCCGCUUCCUCCAGUGACCGUCAAGGUGCUCCGUAUUGAGCGGCCGAACGAGCUUUGACAAGGGUCGGGUGGUCCAAGUUGCGCGGGACAGGCACGCGCACGUACAUGGUGAGUAUCGGGACUGGUUUGCGAUAGGCUACACUGGCGCUGGAGGGCAGGACGGUAGGCAGUGACCUACGAAGUCGAAGGAACGCCGACCACCUGAUCCACGGAACGUCGGCUAGGCCGAGGUCAUGUCUAGUUGGACAAACGGACCUCUCCUUCCUAAUCGGCAGCGCCGCAAAUGUGUGUUAGAUUUGGGUGCCCGUGCCACUACUUGGAGCCACACGUGGCGCUGGUAGCUGUUACAGAGACGAUUCGGGCGGUCGUGGAAUCUCGACGGGCUUCAUUAGCCACGAGCACAGCACGCAUCAGAUCUCAAGUCGCACCUCUAACACGAGUAUGGCCUUUCUUUUCCAGGUGCCGCGACCCUUCCCUGCCGACCGCACCGCCGCCAAUGCUCGAUCCGUCCGACCAGCUCGAUCGCGAUCGACGAACAGACUUUGACGUGACAAACUCUUCCCUUCCAGCUUCCCCUACGAGUUGGAAGGCUUCUCAUUUACAUUACCGUUCCUUG